Molecule: messenger RNA, 2761 nt
Organism: Coturnix japonica (Japanese quail)
Lineage: Eukaryota; Metazoa; Chordata; Aves; Galliformes; Phasianidae
Source: RefSeq, a predicted model, not a curated record
UCCUAUGCAACCCAGGCCGUUCUAUGGUUCUAAGUGGGGUACACAGACAGAGAGGGGCUUGGGGUGGAACGCAGGGCACGGCCAAGGGGCUGCUUCCAGAGGACGUGGCAAGAUGCAGAGGGAGUCAGACUUCAUGGCCAGCGUGGACAGCAGUUGGAUCUCAUGGGGUGUGGGAGUCUUCAUCCUGAAGCCCUUGAAGUGGACUCUCUCCAGUGUGUUGGGUGACAGCAAAGUACCCGAGGAGGAGGAAGUUCUGAUUUAUGUGGAGCAGCUUCAGGAGAAAGCAGAGGAAGUUUAUCGCCUGUAUCAGAACUCUGUGCUUUCAUCUCACCCCGUCGUUGCCCUGUCAGAGCUGCGUUCCCUCUGUGCCAGUGUUUGUCCGGAUGAAAGAACAUUCUACUUAUUGCUGCUCCAGCUGCAAAAGGAAAAGAAGGUCACGAUCCUGGAACAGAAUGGAGAGAAGAUAGUGAAGUUUGCCAGAGGGCUCCACGCCAAAGUCUCCCCAAUGAAUGAUGUGGACAUCGGGGUCUAUCAGCUGAUGCAGAGCGAGCAGCUGCUGUCACAGAAGGUGGAGUCCCUUUCCCAGGAAGCAGAGAAGUGUAAAGAUGAUGCCCGGAUUGCUUGUAGAGCUGGGAAAAAGCAACUGGCACUGAGAUGUCUCAAAUCCAAACGAAGGACAGAAAGGCGCAUCAAGGAGCUUCACUCCAAGCUGGAUGCAGUGCAGGGGAUCUUGGAUCGUAUCUACGCUUCCCAGACUGACCAGAUGGUAUUUAAUGCCUAUCAGGCUGGUGUGGGAGCUCUGAAGCUCUCUAUGAAGGAUGUUACUGUGGAGAGGGCAGAGAACCUGGUAGAUCAGAUUCAAGAGCUUUGUGAUACUCAAGAUGAAGUAGCCCAGACUCUGGCUGGAGCAGGGGUCAAUGGUUUAGAGAUGGACUCUGAAGAGCUGGAGAAGGAACUGGACAGCCUCCUUCAGGACUCUGCUAAGGAUCCCGUCCACCUUCACCCUGUGCCCCAAAAGGAACCUGAUUCUGGAUUUGCAGGAGCCAUUUCGGAUGCUGAGCUCGAAGCUGAGUUGGAAAAGCUCGAUGUUUGUGAUAGAGAUUUGGCACGAAAGAAAUCAUCUGCUUCCUCUGAACCCCAAACAGCUCUGGGACUGAAUCUCUAAAGACCCGACCGCAUCCUGUUGCUGCAGUUUGACAAGUUGUCUUAAGGCUCCGUAUCUAAUGACUUAAACAUUGGGACAGAGGGAUACCGCUCCUCUCUUCUUCAUGAAAUCACUUUCCUAAGCAACAGGAUCUCUUGCCAUGACAAUCCAACUCUGGAACCAGCCCCAGCUGCCGUUUGUCAUCUCUGUGCCAACAUCUGCACUCGUCUGAAUUGACUUACUGCCAUCUUUAAGUCACCUUUAACAUCCAGGAACUCAAUUCACUUAACUCUGCCCAAGUAGAGAUAAACUCUCUCUACCCAUAACAGUGCUUGUUGUUUUCUUUGGUUUACUUUUCCUUUGCUGUGGCUCUCGUUCAGAACUUGAGUUGCAGCAGCAUUGCAGUUGCUCAACGUUAGGCUGUGUGGUUGUUUAGAACACUUGGCACAAUUAAUUACUUAAUUAAGUCCUUGACAUAAAUUACCUGCAACCAGCUUUGACCACCCUGUCCCUCCCCUCUGUGUUCUGCACGGUUGUGGACAACUAGUCACUGUAACCAUUAUAGGAGGCGUUGCUGCUGCACUAGAGGGCAGCAAUUGCAAGCACAAGGCAAAAAUAAUCCCUCUUUAUUUAAAGACACUAAGGCCUUAAAAGGGAGACCUGCAAAAUAAUGUGAAGUGAAGGAGUUUGCUGGUGCUGAGCUCAGUCUCAAAGCCUUGCAGUCGCUGUGAUGCAACUUGCUGCUUUCUAUUACUUGAAAUCUGAGCUGGCUGCUGCCUUUCUGUCUUCCUUGUUGGCGAGGCAGCAGCAGAAUGAGCUGCUUCCAGCUCUCCUAUGGGGGUGAAUUGGGGGUGGGAGGGGGGGGGGGAAAAGAUGCAUCAUCAUCUCGUUUCGAGUGGACAGUUUAACAGUCUUAACUGCUUUGUGGUCUUGGUGUUGCAAUUCCACACGAUGACGGGUUACCAAAAAGCCCUCAAAUAAAACCCUGUCUGUGCUUCCAAUGCACGGCAAGUGUAAAUGGUUUGUUUUGGAGGUUUGGAAGUGGAAAUCAUGGCUUUUUUUUUGUUGUUGUUGUGUUUUUUUGUUUGUUUUUGCAGGUCACUUUUUUCAUAUGCUAUGUAUGCACUUGGAAAAGCAGAAAGCCUGGGUACUGCACGCCAAUAAAUGAAUUCCUUCAGGAGGAGAAGAGAAGGAACGUGGGCUUUCUGCAUGCUCUGUGCAUGGCAGGGGAGCCCAGUGCUCUGUGUUGAGCUGUAUUCCUCUCUGCACUUCUCCCUGACUUGGAAUGUAUUGAAGUAUUAGCAGUGUCUGUUUCUAGGCUCUCUCCUGAGCUGUUUGAGCCACUCACUUGGGUGAGCAGCAACUUUGGGUCUAUUGCCAAAGCAGCUUCAGCCCCAAAGGGCUGGGAGAGAAACCCUGAGCAUCACCAAGUGCUGCUUUGGCUCUGAUGAUGCUCAUCACUCCUGCUGUGCAAUGCAGACCCUGAUGGAGCCUGUAAUCAACCAGCAGCGUGCCCAGGCUGCAUUGAAUUGAAGCUCUGUAUUCCUUUUGUAAGCCAACGGGAGGAAAAAAUAACCACUGUUUUCUGCCUAUAUGUAAUAAAGGGGAGAGGAAGAA